AUGCACCUCGACCAUCGACCAUCCUGUCGCUGCUGUGAGAAUACGACCCAGCCCGACCUGGACCCCCCCAGCUGCCGUCCAUGCAUCGCACACGCUCCACUGAAGAAGCCCGUUCACAAUCCACCUGAACCCGAACAGGAGCUGCCCGUGAAUAAUGUGGUAGGUGAUUGUCUUUUGUUUUGCUGCUACCAUGCGGAUACAAAUACAAAGUACACUACUUACUUGGCCUCCAUUUUACGCGACUACGUUUUGGGCCCCCAAAGCCGCAAGUUCAAGUCCACUUGCACCGUCGCCAUCCAACUUCCCCUCAACCCCUGCUACCCUGUCCGGCCGACCAAGUGUGCAAGCCUGCACGCCUCCCACCACGCGAGCGAGCCAAGCCAAGCCAAUAUUGCUGCCAGCUCCCUCCCCAAAAUCGACCAUCCAUCCCGUCCCAUCUCACCCGCGUUCGCGCACUCGUUGCUCCUUCUUAACCUCUUCAUCCCCCCCCCAGCCAGAGCCAGGGAUCGUCGCCGCCUUCCAAGAGCCUCACCUCGCCUCGUCUCGCCCGUCCGACAGAGCUGA
Colletotrichum godetiae is the source of this 564-nucleotide messenger RNA. RefSeq lists its product as uncharacterized. The transcript has a single exon. The coding region runs from base 1 to 564 and encodes 187 amino acids. The record is from RefSeq and is a predicted model, not a curated record. Lineage: Eukaryota; Fungi; Ascomycota; Sordariomycetes; Glomerellales; Glomerellaceae.